Messenger RNA from Pelobates fuscus (common spadefoot toad), 2453 nucleotides. Its product is annotated as protein-glutamine gamma-glutamyltransferase E-like. Bases 80 to 2197 code for a protein of 705 amino acids. The record is from RefSeq and is a predicted model, not a curated record. Gene Ontology annotation, biological process: peptide cross-linking. NCBI's taxonomy places the organism in Eukaryota, Metazoa, Chordata, Amphibia, Anura, Pelobatidae. The transcript has 13 exons. Gene Ontology annotation, molecular function: protein-glutamine gamma-glutamyltransferase activity.
AAUUGAGAUAUAAGCAGCAAAAAAACGCAAACCUUAAUUCAUUCACCUCGAUCAUCUCAGGACUUCAAGAAAUCUCAAAAUGACAAGUCUAAGACUUAUAAAUUGGGACCUUCGGCCAACAGCCAAUGCUACAGCUCACAGGACCAAAGACUUUUUUAGCAAUAAACUCAUUUUACGGAGAGGACAGAGUGCACAGAUCUCUAUAGGACUCAGCAGAUCUUUGAGCAGUGGAGACAGUCUCACUUUCAUCAGUGAGAUAGGUCCUUCUCCAUCGGAAUCACAGAAUACUCGGAAUGUAAUGCCACUUUCCCAGUCAGGUAGCAGAACAGCUUGGAGUGCCACCUCAUCAAGUACUGGCAGUACUUUGAACGUUACAUUCAAUAUUCCAGGCAAUUCCAUUGUUGGACUCUACACACUGAGAAUGGAGAUGAAAAGCGGAGGACGUUCUUCUACCCAGAGUCUUGGACAAUUUUACGUGCUUUUUAAUGCUUGGGCGUCAGAUGAUGAAGUGUUUAUGACUAACGAAGCUGAACGGGUAGAGUAUGUUCUGAAUGAAACAGGACUCGUUUUCAUUGGAAGUUGGAAUAGUCAGUCAAGUAGACAAUGGGACUAUGGUCAGUUUGAGGACGGCGUGUUAGACAUCACACUUGCAAUACUUGACAAGAGUUUAAAUGCAGGGAGAAACCAACUUGAAGAUCUUUCUCAAAGAAACAGUGCCAUGUAUAUAAGUCGAGUGUUCAGUGCGAUGGUCAACUCUAAUAAUGACAGAGGAAUUGUAACAGGAAAUUGGAGUGGGAACUACAGCGGCGGUAUUAGUCCAACAAGAUGGAAUGGAAGUGUCCCCAUUCUUCGCAGUUGGUCACAGAAUGGCCCGGUAGCAUAUGGACAGUGUUGGGUAUUUGCAGGAGUACUUUGCACAGUUCUCCGAUGCCUGGGGAUCCCGACUCGUGUGAUUACAAACUUUGAAUCAGCUCAUGACACAGAUAGGAGCCUCUCCGUUGAUCGUUACUUUGACCCAAAUGGAAACCCAACAGGUGACACAACUGAUAGCAUAUGGAAUUUUCACGUAUGGAAUGAAUGCUUUUGCAUAAGAAGUGACCUUGACUCUUUUUACAAUGGAUGGCAGAUCGUGGAUGCAACCCCACAGGAACCAAGCCAAGGUGUGUUCCGCCUUGGACCGUGCUCCCGUAAUGCUAUUAAAGAGGGUGAUAUUGAUCUUAAUUAUGAUACAACCUUUGCAUUUUCUGAAGUGAAUGGAGACAGCGUAGACUGGCUUGUUUACAAUGAUGGUACCAAAAAGAAAGUUAGAACAAACAGUCAAUCGAUUGGACGCUUUAUCAGCACAAAGGCUGUAGGAGCAUUCACACGUGUAGAUGUAACAAACGGCUACAAAUACACUGAAGGCACUGCAAAAGAGAGAGAAAUAUAUGAGAAGGCUCGGAGAAAAUUAUCAGGACCAGUAGUCUCGUCACGAAGUGCAGCAUCAGGACGCAUGGCUGCAUUUGCAAGCAAUGCUGCAGUUUCCGAACGUAUGGAAGCACCUGCACCAAAACCAGAUUACGUUGGCAGUUUCAGCUUGAAGAAAAAAACACAAGUUGGAGAAGACCUCGCAGUCACCAUUACACUAAAAAACACUGGACCUCAACCAAAGGUUAUUAAAGUCAACACAACUGCCACGGCCAUCAUUUAUACAAAUGCACCAGUGAAAGAAAUCCAAAAAGAAGAACAAUCUCUAAGUCUGCAACCUAAUGAAGAGAAGAAGAUACAAUUUACAAUAACAUAUUCCCAAUACAGCAGUGCUAUCACUUCUGAUAACAUGAUUCUUCUGGUGGCAGUGUGUGAAGAUGAUAAAGGAGGUAGUCUGAUUAUUGAUACAGUGGCAGUAUUGGAGAACCCACCCUUGCUAAUAAAGAUUUCUUCAAAUCCAAUCCAAUACAAGCCUUUGAAGGUUACGGUCAUAUUUUCCAACCCAAUUGGGGAAGUCGUCACGGACAGUAUUCUUGCGAUGGAAGGCAGUGGCAUAUUGAAAAAUCUAAUUUCAUUUCCUGUAUCAACCCUGAAACCCAAACAGAGGUUCGUAACAGAGCUUGAAAUUAUUCCAUACAGACCCGGUCAGAGGAGUCUCCUGGUGAAUUUCUCCUCUAAUUCAUUCUCGGAUGUUAAAGCUUUCGUUGAUAUGACUGUUGCCCCUGCCUAAUGGAUCCAUUUUAAUAAUUUUGUUACAAUAAAUGCAAUUUAAAAUAAUGGUUCAUUCCAAUAUAUCUAAGCAAGGGGUGUGUUUCGGAACUGCCCAUGCACACAAUUUAAGUUUAUUUGCAGAACAAUUAAAUGUCCAAAAUUACAGAUUUUUACAUACAUAUUAAUAUUUCAGAACUAUGCUAACCACGUCUCUGGUUAUUCCCCAGACAAAAACAGUAUGCGAUUUUUAACUCUGCAUGCAUAUCUAAUUUAAA